AUGGCCAAAAUUGAGUCACACCGCCCCAGAUGGAUCUGCAACAACCAGAAGUCCAUCAAGGCUGAAAAGUACAAGGUAAUUGUUGAUGCCCUAAACAGUGAUGCUGAGAUGCUACCUGGACGCCUCACCAUCCUGCCGCCGUCAAUUUAUGGCUCACCAUGGUGGUAUGCCAAGGAGUUCCAGGAUGCAAUGGCCUUGGUCAGAAUCAAGGGAAAACCUGAUUUCUUCUUGACCUUCACCUGCAACCCCAAGUGGCCAGAAAUCACAGGAUCGCUUUUUGAGAGUCAACCAGCCCAUCAGAGACCAGACAUCAUCGCUCGAGUGUUCAGCAUGAAAGUAGAAGCUCUCCUCACAGACCUCCUCAAGCACGACAUCUUGGGGCACGUGGGGGCCUACGUAAUGGUGAAGGAAACGCAAAAGCGCCACCUUCCACAUAUUCACAUGCUCCUGACCAUGGUACCUCGCGACAAACCCAGGACCUCGACAGAUAUUGAUCGCGUGGUCUCUGCCGAGAUACCUAACAGCAACACCAAUCCUGAACUUCAUCGUAUCGUCACAUCACACAUGAUUCACGGUCCGUGCGGGGAAUGGAACAAUGCUAGCCCCUGCAUGGCAGACCAGAAGUGUACAAAGCACUAUCCGAAGGUCCUGCGAGAAAAGACAAGCUUCUCUGAAGACAGCUAUUCUCUUUACAGGAGACGGGCAGAAACAGCUCCUGGAACUCCAAUCAUGAAGACAAUCAGAGGAGGCGUCAACGUAUCAGUCAACAACGCAUGGGUUGUGCCUUACAAUCCAUAUAUUCUACUCCGGUACAAUACCCACAUCAACCUUGAGAUCGUUUGUGCUAUCACCAGUGUGAAGUACCUGUACCAAUUCCUUGAAAAGGGACCAGAUCAGUGCCUGGUCAGACUAGACGUGCCAGAUGAGGAGACGCGACAGGCGUUGCGACGUGAUGGGGUCACGCAAUAUGAACUCGGGCGAUACAUCACUGCAUCUGAAGCAUACUGGCGCAUCUACGACUUCCCCAUUCAACGCAAGCAACCACCAGUACAAAUGUUGACAGUUCAUCUGGAGGAUGAACAGGUGAUCACGUUCAAUGACCAAGGCGCUGCCCACGACCUGGUGGACUCAGGGCCCCCUGCAACCACACUCACUGCCUUCUUCGAUGCCAUGAUUUAA
Messenger RNA from Patiria miniata (bat star), 1179 nucleotides. RefSeq lists its product as uncharacterized. Bases 1 to 1179 code for a protein of 392 amino acids. The transcript has a single exon. NCBI's taxonomy places the organism in Eukaryota, Metazoa, Echinodermata, Asteroidea, Valvatida, Asterinidae. The record is from RefSeq and is a predicted model, not a curated record.